AUAACCCCCGGGCCCGUUCGCGGGCCCGUCCCCGCGCUCUUCGCCGCCCUAACCGGAGGCCCGGCCCUGCCGCUACCGAGCCAGGAGACCGCCACGUAAGAGUCCAGCUCUCCACGCCGCUGGAUCUCGUAUCCUCGUGUAUCGGUCAGCGUCGUGUUUCUGUGAGUUUAUUUAUAGAAGAAAUUUCUCGGCUUCCCAUCACUUCCGGUUUCUUGGCUUCUUGCAACAGUAGUCGAAAAAUUUUGGCGCGCAGUUUUAAUAAAUUCGAAAACGGGCGGAGCCACGCCGCGCCCGUCUCUGAUCUCUAUCCCCUGCUCUCUCUUCCUCACGCUAUCUCUCGCCCCGUCUUCGGGGUUUUGUUUCUGUUUUAGGGUUUGGGUCGCUGGAUUCGAUCUAUAGGUUAUCCCCUUGCAAGGGGACAGGACUGGAGCUGGGCGCUACAUCUAGUUCUCCUGUAAGCAUUCUUUUUUCCCCAGUCCUGUCAAACGUUUGGAGAGGAAUUAGAUUUUAAUAGUUUUUCUUGGCAGUAAUGAUAUGUAUAUGCUUUUAUUCCCUCGUCAUGGUGGUUUUUAUCAUAUUUUUGUUGUUUUAUAUGCUACUUUCCCAUCUUUGUCGUCUUGGGUAUGCAGAGUAUGGCUGUGCUAUAACUCUCCAGCAUUCUUGAUUGGAAUAGAAUAAAGAUGUAAACGUUAUUUCGGAAAAAAAGCUUUUUCAAUUGAUAGCAAGUAACGUUUGGAUGAAUUUGAUGUGAGUGUAUUGGAAACGAAGGAUUAUUGGGCUUGUUUCAAGCGUAAAAGUUGUGUUUAUUUUUUCUGAAGGGCAAAAUGGAGGAAGCGAAAUACUUCCCCAAUUUAUUAGUAAGUGUGAAUAUAUACAAGAGAGAGCAAGCGUGAGAGUUGGCUGUGUUUGUUUCUGCCAUGAUGAAACCUAUUUCUUUGUUGAAUCCCCUCUGUGAGUUAAACUGGUUUCGAAUGUGAUCUGGUUUGACUCAAAUAGCUGGUAGAUUUCUUUAAGAUAGGUUAUGUGCUAAAAAGCUGCAGUUCUAUGAAAUUUAUACCCAUUCAUUUUUCUUUAUUGACAUGAUAGCUGCUAGUGAUCUGCUUAUUUCCUUCAAUGUUUGUUGAGAUGAAGCACAUAAUUUUCUGAGAAUGGAAACUAAUGGGACAAUGCAUCUUUUUUGUGCAUAUCAGCAAGGGCGUCCUGGUGUUAAUAAAUUCUUAGUCUCAGUCUGAAGAGGAAGUGGGUGAUUAAAGAUAUAAACAUGGAUUUUAGAUGUUUCUAGCUUGCUGUAUUAUAAAUUCUUUAAUUUUCCUGUGUCAGAUGAUAUAAAGCAGACAAAAACAUUAUGUUUGACUGAUGUAGUCUUUGUUGUUUGUGUUUUUUUCUUGGAAUUAAGCUUAAAGGUAAUAAUGGGAAAAAAGGUUCGGAAACUUGGAAAAUUGCAUAAAAUUUAAUCUAUUUGGGGAAAUAUUAUUCCCGAUGAGUCCAGAAUCCAUGGCAUUCAAACAAAAGAAACGAGUGAAGAAUGCACGCAAUAAGUACUUGAAACCUGGUGCACUUGCCCAGCUCCGUGAUAGCAGGACCACAACCAGAUCUUGCACAGAUAUAGGCAAGAAAAGGGUUGUCUUGGAUUCAGAGAAGGCAAAAUUAGAUUUACUGCAUCAGGAAGAGGUUACUGUUCACAGUAAUACAGCUGCUGCAUCUCCAAUUAGGACCAAUUUCCAGCCUAUGGUUGAUGGGAAUAAGCAGCAGAAAUUGCCUGAAACACCUAAAACACCAGAAGGGGCAGACUGCGAUAAUCAGUCGAGCCUUGAAUCUCUUCCUGUGGACCUCCUGGUUAAAAUCCUAUGCCACUUGCAUCAUGACCAGCUAAAAGCUGUUUUCCAUGUUUCUCAGCGAAUUCGGACAGCUGUCCUUCUGGCCAGGCAACUCCAUUUCAAUUUCACAACUCCUGACCGGUCUAGACAAGAGAUGCUUAGAACAAAGACACCUCUUCCAACAGAGCAUUGGCCUUUUGUAAGCAAGGGAGGUGGGAAGGGUAUCUGUGCAUCAAGUCCGCACACUCCAAAAGCUCCAAGGCCUGGACCUCGUCCUCCUCGUCUUCACAUGAUGGAUAUGAAACAGAUUGCAGCCGUUCUUUUCCAGGAGUCUGUGUUACCUUCGAAGUGCAUGGUGCCACCAGGUUUGCCAAGGCCUGUUUUGAAGCCCAUGGCUUCUAAUAGAGUUCUAAUUUACGAGGACGAGCUAUGCCAGGCAGUAGCACAGAAUAAGCUGCGUUGAAACUUCUACCAACUCUGCUAGCCAUGUUGUCUUCUUAUCUAGUUCUUUCCUAUAUGUAUAUGUCUUUUUUCUCCUCCUCAUAAUGUUCCUGGUAGUAGAACCUGCAGGUUUGUAGCUCGCAAAUGCUGUGUUAGGUAUUAGUGAAAGAUCUGAGAGGGGGCUGAGACAUGGAAAUUAUCAGCUUAGAACACGUUUGUUCAAAAGUCUUUAUAAAGUUUUAGUUGGCCUCUCUGUAUAGUUCUAUAUAUAUUGUUUCUUCUUGAGUUUUUUUCCUAAAUAUGUAUCUUAUAGUUUACUUGUUCAUAUCUAAAUUGCAUAUCAUAUAUAAAGUGUUUUUCUUUGA
Messenger RNA from Phoenix dactylifera (date palm), 2623 nucleotides. NCBI's taxonomy places the organism in Eukaryota, Viridiplantae, Streptophyta, Magnoliopsida, Arecales, Arecaceae. The record is from RefSeq and is a predicted model, not a curated record.